CAAAGUGAGAAAAGAUUGGAGAUGAUGACAGAGAUGCAAUCUGAUAAGAGAUCGGAUAUAGAGAGACAGAGAGAGAGAGAGAGAGAGAGAUGCGUAACUGUGCGUGUGAAACCAGAAACAACAACACCCUGCGACUAGCUACAGGGUAAAGAGAACAUGCAUUGCUCUUCUUUUAUCCUCACAUUGGUUUGUUUCUCUCAUAUUUUGGGGAAUUUUAUAACUUGCGGUGAACAGUACCAUCUGGAGUGUCUCAGUAAUUAUUUAUCCAAUAUCACCUGCUCCCUGAACAUCUCGGCUGAGUCUCUGGGCAAUGAAUCAUCCUACUGGCUGCAUUUCAGCACAUAUGACGAACACCAUGACUGCACACUGAAGAUGGGAGAACAGUCGUUACUGUGUGAGUUGGAUUUGUCACCGGAAGUGAUUUUCAGCGAUGUGGACAGCUACAGGAUCUCCCUCCAUUCCGGUUACCAUGGCAACAACUUCUCUGUCAUACUAGAUGCUAACUUCAUGCCUAGUAAAAACAUUCGUCCGUUCCCUCCGUCUGACCUGUCGCUGAUCUGGGAGAAAGACCGGGCUCUUUUCCAGUGGCAGAGCGGAUAUGAUGCAGACAAUAGUUUACUCAUAUCCCACUUACAGUACCAGCUCAGCAUUUACAGUCAACACCAGCUGUAUGAGGUAGAAGCUGUUGACCAGAAGGUGUAUGUGGAUGAGUCUAGAUUUGAGCCUCACACAAAUUACACAGUGCGCGUGAGAUCGCAGCCAGAUCAAGUGGAUUACAAGGGCGUGUGGAGUCUGUGGGCCCCUGCGUUACACUGGAGAUCAGGGGACAUUCAAAAAGAGACUCCAGGAGGAUCGUUCCAUAUUGCCUGGUAUCUACUGCUAUUGCCAUUGCCACUGGUCCUUCUGUCCUGUAUCCCAUAUUCUAGAUGGAGGAAGAAUGAUUUUAUACCAUCACCAGCCCCUUAUUUCAGAGACUGGGAUAUAGAUGUUCAGAUCCAUUCAAUGCUGUCAGGGAAGAUGAGAGAUAUAAUGCAGGGGGAGGAGUCUCUCCAGAUUGACAUUCUGACGGAGAGCACAGACACGCCCCCUCAACCCACCAGCUUAGACUAUGAGGAUAUGGGAGAGAUAGAUGAGCAUGAGUCUCCCAGCAUGCCGCAGUCUCCUGUGGGUUCAGAGGUCGACUCAGGCUGCUGGAUUCGCGAUUUUGUCACAACCGAGAGAGGAAGCAUCACAUGCAGUGAGGACUACUGCACACUCUCUGGUUCACACACUUAUGCAGUCUAACAUGUGCAUGCAAUCUACUGUUCAAAAGUUUGGGGUCAAUAAGAUUUUUUUUUUUUUUUUAAGAAAAUUGCUUUAUGCAGCAAGGACACUAACAUUAAAUUAAUCAGAAGUGACAUUACAGGCAUUUAUGUUAAAAUAUUUCAAAUAAACUACCUAUUCAAUAAAGAAGUCUGAUAAAAAUAUGAGGCGGCACAACUGUUUUCAGCUUUGAUAAAAGUAAGAAAUGUUUCUUGAGCAGCAAAUCAUCAUAGAAUGCUUUCUGAAGGAUCAUGUGACCCUGAAGACUGGAGUACAAAUUCAGCUUUGCAUCACACGAAUAAAUUAUAUUUUAAAAUAUAUUAAAAUAGAAAACAGUUAUUUUAAUUUGUAAUCUCUCACAUUAAAUGAACCCUCAAAAAUAUUUAAAAUCUUACAAACCCCUUUUUGAGCGGUAGUGUACAUGCAGCACAAGUUUGGAAACGAGGCUAAAUUUGAACAGUAAGGAAUGUAUUUUUAUUUUACGUAUUAUGUAAUGUGCUAAUAUACUACAUGCACUUUUGCUCUUUGCACAAAAAUCUAUGUAUUCACACAUGCUUACCUGCUUUAACAAGCAAAUCCUGCUAAAUAGCUGAAUCAUAGCAGUUUAUUUAACACAAAUUACAUAAAGCAAUCAAGUAAACAGUAUAUAAUCCGACAUUUGAAAAGACAAAGCGGAGGCAUUUUAAGGCGAAAAAUAAAAAUAAGUAAAAACUAAAAGUACAAACUUGUUUGCAGUUGAAAAAUGUAAUUUUUUUAUUCUGUACUUUUUUGAGUUAUAUUUUUAUAUUUAAAGCUGUUCUACAAUGCUUGCAGUUCAA
Messenger RNA from Cyprinus carpio (common carp), 2120 nucleotides. Its product is annotated as interleukin-9 receptor. Lineage: Eukaryota; Metazoa; Chordata; Actinopteri; Cypriniformes; Cyprinidae. Gene Ontology annotation, molecular function: cytokine receptor activity; protein binding. Gene Ontology annotation, cellular component: external side of plasma membrane. Gene Ontology annotation, biological process: cytokine-mediated signaling pathway; immunoglobulin mediated immune response. The record is from RefSeq and is a predicted model, not a curated record.